This is a messenger RNA of Phalacrocorax carbo (great cormorant), 1418 nucleotides long. NCBI's taxonomy places the organism in Eukaryota, Metazoa, Chordata, Aves, Suliformes, Phalacrocoracidae. The record is from RefSeq and is a predicted model, not a curated record.
GGCGCCGGCGCGCGCGGCGGUAGCUGGAGCUCGGCUGGGGGCGGCGGGGCUGUCGCGAUAGAGGGGGCCCAGGAGCUGUCGCGAUAGUAGCAGGGUUCCUAGUUGCCAUCCAUGCCCACAGCGUGGCAGGGCUGUCUCGGCAAGAGUGAGGGUCCCUGGGGCUGGUGGUGUAUGCACGACAGGAGUGGGGUUCCCAAGGCCAGCCCUGGCAAGACUGUCAGGGUAAGGGCGGGGUUGUCACGAUAGGAGUGGGGUCCGCAGGGCCAGCCCUGGCAAGGCUGUCACGAUAGAAGCGUGGUACCUGAAGCCAGCCCUGGCAGGACAGUUGUGACAGGAGUGGGGUGCCCAAGUCCAGUCCUGGCAGGGCUGUCGUGACAGGAGAGGGGUCCCCCUGCAUCUAGAGGUGGCCCUGUCCCCCCCGUCCCCACAGGCCCCAGCUCCCCGCUGGGGGUCCCCGAGCCUGGCCUGCCCGUGCCCCCGGCCAGUGGCAGGGCCGGGAUGGAGGCGGAUGGAGCCCUCGACGCCGCGGCGCUGGAGCGGGAGCUGCGGGCGGCAGUGGCGGCUGACGAGAGGCGGGAGAGGGAGAAUGACGCCAAGCUGCGGGCCCUGCACCAGCGCGUCCCCUCCUACGAGGAGUUCAGGAACAUUGUGCUGGCAUCACACCUGAAGCCCCUAGAGAAAAAGGACAAGAUGGGUAAGAGGAUGAACGUGCUGUGGAAUCCCUGUGCAGCCCGCACCAAGGCCCCGCAAGCCAGCGACAUGGAAAUACCCCAGGAACUGGAUCAACUGCCUGGAACCUCUGCCGAAUUUUACAGAGAUUGGCGCAGAUGCUUAAGAAGCGGAAAAGAAAAAUACCAGCUUUUGCUUGAACUCGGAGGGAAGGCCUUGGGCAGAAUGUUUCAGGCUGACUUGGGCUUUGGCCUCCUGGGUGAGUUCCUUACAGUGCUGGCAGAGCAUGUCUGUCAUGAAGACAGAGAUGCCAUCCUUCAGAUCUUAGAGAGCCUUUCGCGCACCAAGCGCUUCGGGUUAAAUGUAGAUCUUCUGAGCGAGUCAGAGAAGGAGAGCAGCAGGGACUUGUUUAGGAAGCUGCAGAGCAUGAGCAGGGAUUAUCGGACCUCUGGCCAUCCCCGUGGCCCAGCCGGCUGCGAAGCUGAGAGGGAAGCCCACAUCAUGGACCCCAGCCUGCAAAAGGAAGCCGAGGAGGAAAGGAUAGUGAUGGAGCUGAUGAAAUGUUACCAGGUUGACUGAAGGAGCAGAAACACCAAGGUCAUGCAGAAAGAGUGCCAAAGAAGCUCAAAGCUUGACUUUGGCAUCACUUUGCGAGAUGGCUAAAUCAGAUACGUCUGGAGCAUUCCUUCCAUUUCUCUGUACCUGGGAGCCACCCAGAGCAAUAGUUCUGCACAAAUAAAGGUUAGUUA